ACUAUACAUAUUGCAUGCCAGCGUGCAAGGCGCGGUGGGCAAGGAGUUGUGGCCUUGCGCAUUCAGUUCACAAGUUGGAAACGACAAGAUGCCUUCUGCCCAACCAUUAACCAACGGCCACAGCCACACGAAUACAUACGAUGUGUUGAUCAUCGGCGCAGGCUUCGGCGGGUGCUACAGUCUCUACAAACUCCGCGAGCUCGGAUUGAACGCCCACGUCUUCGAGGCUGGGUCCUACCUCGGAGGCGUAUGGCAUUGGUCUACCUACCCGGGAGCUCGAGUCGACUCGGAGAUUCCAUACUAUCAAUUUUCCAUGCCGGAAGUGUGGCGCAAGUGGAACUGGUCUGAACGCUUUCCCGGACGAGAGGAGAUCAAGGUCUACUUCAAGCAUGUCGACCAUACGCUGCGACUGUCAAAAGAUGUCACUUUUGACGCAACUGUAAACCGAGUCGAGCGCGAUGAAGCGAGGAAUCGCUGGAAAGUGUGGACAGAGAACGGCAUCGAGGCGGAAUGCACGUAUCUCAUCUGCGCAACUGGAAGUUCGUACAAACCCAACUUCCCCAACUUCAAGGAUAUGCACAAAUUCAAAGGCCAGCUGGUUCACUCGUGCCGCUACCCCGCCAACCCCAACACCAAAGGCACUCGCGUGGCCGUCAUCGGGGCGGGAGCGACAGGGGUGCAGUGCACACAGGAGAUUGCCAAAGAGGCAUCGCAGUUGACCGUCUACAUCCGCACCGCCAGCAUCUCGCUCCCCAUGUUCCAGCGACCAUUGACGGAGUUUGAGCAACGCACCAACAAAUCCAUGUACGCUGGCUUGUUUGCUCGUUGCAAGCAGACAAAGUCUGGGCUUGGAUAUGAUCAGCCAGCCGGCUCUGUGUUCGAUCUGAAUGACGAAGAACGCGAGGAGCUCUGGGAGCACCUGUGGGAGCGUGGGGGGUUCAACUUCAACCAGGCCAACUAUCGCGAUUUCUUGGUGGACCCCAAGGCCAAUGAAAUGAUGUAUCGCUUCUGGGCGAAGAAGACCGGCCCACGACUGAAGAAUCUCGAGAAGAGGGCGUUCCUUGUUCCGGACAAGGCGCCGUUUGCGUUUGGCACCAAGCGAAGCAGUCUUGAGCAGGAUUACUACGAGUGCCUCGACCAAGAUAAUGUCGAUAUCGUGGAUCUCAAAGCAAACCCGAUUGAGCGAUUCACCGAAACGGGAAUCGUUGGUCGAGACGGCGUAGAGCGACACUUCGACACAAUCGUACUAGCCACCGGCUUCGACGCAAUGACUGGCAGCUUGACGAGCAUGAACCUCCGCGGCAAAGACGGCCUCACGAUCCAGGAGCGAUGGAAAGACGGCGUCUUCACGCAUCUCGGGAUGUGCAUCGACGGCUGCCCGAACCUGUUCAUGGUGUACGGCCCUCAGGCCCCGACGGCCUUCACCAACGGCCCUACCUUUAUUGAAGCGCAGGUGGAAGUUGUCGUGGACUUUAUCAAGAAGCUUCGAAGCGAGGGGAUUAGAUCGAUUGAGGCGCAGCGCGAGGCGGAAGUUCAGUGGAAGCAGGCCAUUCAAGAUGCUAAUAACAAGACCUUGCUGCCGCUGACGGAUUCGUGGUACAUGGGCGCGAACAUUCCCGGGAAGCCGCGGGAGCAAUUAAACUAUCUGGGAGGCAUCCAGCAGUAUAUCAUUGAUUGUCGUGAGGCGCUGGAGGAUCUGAGGGGAUUUACGGUCGUCUAUAAUUGAGAGGCAGUCCAUCAAGGUUGAGGGGUCGAUGGAGAUCGAUGUCUUGGAGAUUCGUUGAGCAGUAGAGAGCGUUCUCAAGUUCGUGACUUGUCCUUUCACCUCCGACUACACUGUGCAUUCUCUCUACACACUCCCACUUCUCCUUUCCUGGCCACAUGACGGCAGUCUUGUCCGAAGCCCAGCCUUGCAUCAACCUCGGGCAGUGGCAAAUGUGGCGUUCGGCGCUCGCCGACCUCGGGUCA
Molecule: messenger RNA, 1968 nt
Organism: Neohortaea acidophila
Lineage: Eukaryota; Fungi; Ascomycota; Dothideomycetes; Mycosphaerellales; Teratosphaeriaceae
Product: cyclopentanone monooxygenase
Exons: 1
Coding region: 89-1726 (545 amino acids)
Molecular function (GO): oxidoreductase activity
Source: RefSeq, a predicted model, not a curated record